Maniola jurtina (meadow brown) is the source of this 914-nucleotide messenger RNA. RefSeq lists its product as uncharacterized. Bases 136 to 804 code for a protein of 222 amino acids. The transcript is spliced from 7 exons. Lineage: Eukaryota; Metazoa; Arthropoda; Insecta; Lepidoptera; Nymphalidae. The record is from RefSeq and is a predicted model, not a curated record.
UGCCUUUUUCCGCGUGCAUCAUUCGCGCUUAGGGUACAUUACCUUUGUGUUUUGUACCGUCUGAUACCUAUCAGUUGUAUUUAAUUAAUUUGUAACAAAAAUAAUGUAGUGGUAACGUAACGGCUUGUGUGCGAAAUGGCCCACUGGAGUGUAUUAUUUGUUUUGUUUGUGUUCAACUUUGUACAAAGCGGUUGCAGCGAAGAAAAGUGUUAUUCCUACUGCGUGGGUGAGCAGUACGAAUGUAUCAAUGGAAAGUGCUACUGCACCAAUGGCUACAUACCAGACUACCAUCACUCGACUUGUGUGAAAUGUCCAGGGUUAGGAGAGAAAUGUUUUGGGCCAUGCUGUGGCGCACUUGACAACGAGACGCUACAGUGCUGGCACGGCGUCUGUCAAUCAUGUUAUGGAUCUCAUGGGAAUUGGAUAUGCAGUGAUUCUAUGGAACAAAUGCUACUGGUAUCGGGCUCUCAAAUAGUAAUGGCGGUUGCCCUCGUCCUUGGGAUAGUCGCUACGUUUACGUUGCUGUAUAAACUUUGUGCAGUCUCUCAGUUAAGGCCACUGGAUCCUUCUACUGAAGGUCGGUUAUCCAUCGGCAGUUUGCAAAUUUACGUAAAUGAACGCCUAAGAGAUGCACCACCAAAGUAUUCUUCGGCAGCGCCAUCUGGAUCAUCGAUAUAUCCAGCAACAGUUUACCUGAAUGCUGGAUUUGUACACGACAACAGUCUACCUCCGCCUCCGUACACCCCCGAACAAAAAUACGAAAAUGAACCAAAUACUACAUCUACAGCUGCUGUUCAUAUGUGAACAUUGAGAACUGGAUUUUUUCACAAAAUUAUAAGUAAAAUUAAGUAUAUUUUGUGACUUGUACUAAAUGCGAAUACAAAUAAAAUCACGGCUAUCUGUGAAAUUAAGUA